AUGCAAUAUGCGGCAACCACCCCGCCGUCAUACGGCUACGAAGCUAUCGCCAAGCUUAUUAUCGCUACACGGGGCGUCGAUGUCAAUGCGCAGGAUAGGUUCGGCGAGACGCCGCUUCUAUGCGCAGUCAGGUGGGGGAAUGAAGCUAUCGCCAAGCUUCUUAUCGCUACAAGGAACGUUGAUGUUGAUGCGAGGGAUAAGGAUGGCUGGACGCCGCUUCUACACGGGGCCAGCGAGGGCCAUGAAGCUGUCGUCAAGCUACUGAUUGAGACAGGUACCGUCGAUGUUAACGUUAAAAACAAUAAUGGUUGGGGCCACGAAGCUGUCGUCGAGCUACUAGUUCAGACAGGUGCUGUUGAUGUUGCUGUAAGAGAUAAGGGUGGCUGGACGCCGCUUCUAUACGCAGCCAACGCGGGCCAUGAAUCUGUCGUCAAGCUACUGAUUGAGACAGGGGGCCACGAAGCUGUCGUCGAGCUACUAGUUCAGACAGGUACUGUUGAUGUUGCUGUAAGAGAUAAGGGUGGCUGGACGCCGCUUCUAUACGCAGCCAACGCGGGCUAUGAAUCUGUCGUCAAGCUCCUGAUUAACACAGGUACUGCCGAUGUUGAUGUGAGAGAUCAGUUUAAUCAGACACCGCUUCUAUGUGCAGCAUCUGGGGGCCAUGAAACUAUAGUCAAGUUACUUAUUGCGACAGGUAACGUUGAUGUGGAUGUGAAGGGUGAGAAUGGCUGGACCCCGCUUCUAUGCGCGGUUUUCAACCGCGAUGACAGCAUGGUCGAGCUACUUCUUGCUACGGGCAACGUCGACGUUGACAGUACAAGUGAGGAUGGCUACACGCCAAUUAGUCUGGCGUUGGAAUUGGGCCUUAGUUCUAUCGCGAGAAGGCUUGAGGCAGCGAGGCCUCAUUCGCCAAUAGGUUAA
This is a messenger RNA of Parascedosporium putredinis, 921 nucleotides long. NCBI's taxonomy places the organism in Eukaryota, Fungi, Ascomycota, Sordariomycetes, Microascales, Microascaceae. The record is from the annotation of a GenBank genome assembly.